Molecule: messenger RNA, 8881 nt
Organism: Xyrichtys novacula (pearly razorfish)
Lineage: Eukaryota; Metazoa; Chordata; Actinopteri; Labriformes; Labridae
Source: the annotation of a GenBank genome assembly
GCCGCAUGUAAACAAAGCGGAGUAAGCAGCCGCUGCUCCGCCGGACUUAAACCGAGUCCGACCCGGGAUACAGUCUAACCCUAGUCAAAGUCCAACCCGGGACACGGUGAUUCGGUUAGCCUGAUCGGAUCCAGAUCUCUGACUGUUUGUGAUGGAGCGACGCUUCGACUGAACCGGAAACAUGUCCAUGGAAGAUCCGUUCUUCGUCGUUAAAGGGUCAGACUCGAGCUAACAGGCUAAUGCUAACACUGGCUAAAGCUAACGUUCUGAGAGGCUGUGUAUUAGCUUAACAAAAUACUGUUUAGUGUUUCUGAGAGAUAAAACUGAUUUAUAGAGACAUGGACAAUAACUAUAAUGAAACUAGAGGGUUAAUUUGUCCUGGAAAAACUCUAAAUAUAGGUCAUUUACGGAGAUACCUGUACAGAUCUGACCGUAAUAAUAACGUUUAAUAACGAAAUGUCCGAAGCCUCCUAUAAAGUGAAUGACACAGCUGGUUGUUUUAAAGAGCAGGUUUUACAUGAUCAGGUACCAGAAAAGACUUCUUUAUACAUCAGAUCCAGGUCUACAUGAAUAUCAAUCAAUCAGUCAUUAUACAUAAAGAACUUGUCAUACAUAAUCAUGUAGCACAAAAUGCUUUACACAGAAAAAGGAAUUAAAGAAACAAAGAAAACCCAAAUCUACCCCAACCCAAACCCUCAUUCUCACACCACCAUCUAAACAGAAACAGAAUUAAAACACAUGAACUUGAAAAGGGUUUGAUUUCGUGGAAACAGGAAUGUGCGCACUGAGGAAACGUCAUUUUAAACCCAAGAUUAGGAAACACUGGAGGUUUAAAAUCUAAAAACAAAAUAACAUAGAAAAGAAAUUUAAGAGAUUAUAAAUAAAAUUAGAUAAAAACAACAGUAAAAGAAACUAAAAUAAGAGCACCAAAAUAGAUCAAUAAAAGACGAUCCUGUCAUUAAAACUAGAAAGAGAUAAAUGCUAAAACAUUUAAAGAUAAUGAUAUAAAAUGUGCUUUUAAAAUCAUUAAGAUUAGUUUAAGUCCUCAGGUCUUCAGGUAAACUGUUCCAUAGACGGGGGCCGUAAAAAUAAAAAUGCCUCACCGUAUGUCUUGGUUUUAACUUUAGGUAAUAAUGUUAACAGAGAACUUCAUGAGGACUCUACCACACUCAUAAGAUAAAUAAGAGCUUUAAAAACCAAUAAAACAACCUUAAAAUCUAUUCUAAAAGAGACAGGGAGCCAGUGCAGAGACCUUAAAAUCGGUGUGAUCUCUCUUUCUGGUCCUUGUUAACAUUCGUGCAGCUGAACUUUGUAGUAAUUUCAGGUGUAAAAUGUUCUUUUUGGGGAGACCAGAAAGGAGGGUGUUACAAUAAUCUAAUCUACAAAUGAUAAAAGCAUGAAUUAAUGUCUUUGCAUUGGCUUGAGAGAGAAACGGUCGCACUUGGGUUAUGUUUUUUAAGUGAUAAAAUACCUUCUUGGUGAAAUCUCGUAGGUGAGGUUCAAAGCUCAAUUCUGAAUCAAAUAAAACUCCUACAUUUUUAGCCUGUUGACUUGGAUUAUACGAUAAUGUUUUGAGUUUGCUGACCAGUGUCUCUCGCUUGUCCCCUGUCCCAGUGACUAAAACCUCAGUUUUGUCCUGGUUGAGCUGUAAAAAGUUCUCUGCCAUCCAUGAUUUAAUGUCUAAAAUGCAGUUAAAAAUGGGUGUCGGGUGGCCUUGUGUCACACAGGUAUUUAUCAUGUUGUUUCGGUGAGCACACUACUUUUAGUUAACUGUUAGAGAAGAGGAUGUGUACAAGAUGUGAACAACAAGUAGUGAGUCAUUAUUUAUCUUCAUUGAAAUCACAAGCAGCUGAUCAGUUCAGGAUAAACAGACUGAACCCUGGUCUCUUUGUCCUGAUCCGGUCCUGUCAGAUAAACAUACCUGACAACAUCUAGGUCAUAAUAUAUGGGAGAUUUCUGCGGCGCGCGCUUCGGGCAGUUUUGGGGUUAGCUCAUUACCAGAGUAUUUGUAAUUAAAUUGGUCAUCAAGUCUAAGUGAAGCUGAACACUUUUUUAUUUUAACAAUAACAAAUGUAAUAAAAAAGUAUUGGUACGAUAUGUCUUGAACUUCUUUAGUCCACUAAUAUUAGAGUUAAAGUCCUCAUCUGUUCUCCUGUAUGAGGCUCUCUGAACAUCUUUGUGUGAAAUACAGCACUCUUUUAUCCGAGGCUGCCCUGAAUGCGACUAUCGACGUAAAUAUUAUAUCUCAGGUUUGUUUCUCUUUCACUUAAGUGUUCAUUUCACAAAAACACUGCUGAAAUAGAGUUUACAGCUUAAACCGACCUGAAUCAUCCCAAACUGUAAAGUCAAAGUAUCAAUCCAGAGUCUGUGAGGCUCAGCAGAAACACACGACAAUCUUCGGUUGUCUGGAAACUUUGGACAAAUACAGUGAUCCGAUUCAUGAAUGAACGUGGACCAUGCUAGAAAGAUUCCUGGGAGAAAUGACAAUAUGGGAAGAGGUCUGAAAUAAGGGAGAGUCCCUGUAACAAACACGAGUGUUAGCUGGUAUGCAGAUCAAUCAUUUAUCCUGUGGACCGUAGUCACAAACUCUGAGUGACAUGAGUCGUGAUUUUGUAUUUUGAUCCGGCCAACAUACACUAACCCGCACGGACUUUCAAGAAUGUAGAUAACGUGGGUCGAGAUGCAGUUGAUAAACCCUCUCAUGUCUCUUCAUGUUGUGUCUCUUUCAGAGUGAGGAUGAUCAGAAGAGUUUAGGAGCAGUGUAAACACCACACAAGUCUUAAACUGCCGUACAGCUGCUUUGUGUAGUUUCUUUAAACCUACGGCGGUGUCCGGGAUAUUCUUGCCUUUCUUGAAGCAGACGGAGUUUAGAGGUUAAAAGUUUGUUCAGACAGACGUCAUCAGAUGGUCCGAUGUUUGUUAAUCACUUUUUUAAACUUUCUUUUUUAAUAAAUAGAUGAACUGAUAGUUGUAAAAUGUUCAGAUGAGAGCAGUUGUGUGAUGACAGAGUGAUGAGAGUGGACUCAAACUGGAAAUACAGGUUUUAUAGACUUUGUCACAUGACCUGGAGUACAGUGAGUUUGAGCAAAGAGGGUCUGCAGAGACUUCACCGGAGGUCUAGACCGAAACAAAAAAAGCUGCUGCUCGUCUUUAACCGGAAAAGGAAAACAUGAUCACAUCACCCUGAUUCUGGCGUCCCUCUGUUGGCUUCCUGCUCAUUUUAAAAUUUAAUUGUUUGUUUUUUAACCACAGUACAUCUCUGACCUCUUAAAUGACUACACCCCCACACACGUUCCUGGAGGUCUGCUGAUCAGCUCCAACUUAUCGUCCCUAAAACUCGUCUAAAAAACCCGUGGCGACCGUGGAACGAAUCCAUCCCCGACUCUUUCUCCUUUUAAAUCACGUCUUAAAACUCAUUUUUAUUCCUCGGCUUUUAGCUCAACAUGAGAGUUGUGUGAUCUUUGUCCUUUUAUCACUUUUACUUCUUUUAUGCUUUUGUGUUUUUAUUUAAUUUCAUAAAAAAAUUUUUUUUUUGCCUGUUUUUAUUUAUUUCCGCGUGAUGUUUUUCUGUAUUGUUUGUUCUUUUAAAUUUUACUGUGAAGCACUUUGACAAACUUGAAUGUUUUUUAAGAAUAUAUAAAUAAAGUGGAUUAGAUUUGGGGGCGUGGUGUCGACUCGACAGAGAAGAUUCGCCCGGUUUUCACUGUUUUUAUGUUUUCUGCUAACAGAGAAGUUCUUAAGGCGGUGAACGCAGCACAGAGCCUCCAUCACAGAUGGAGGGAACUGCUGCAGGAGGGGGGCGGAGCCUCCAAGGAGGAAAUGGACUGGACAACCAAUGAGCUGAGGAACAGUCUGCGUUCCAUCGAAUGGGACCUGGAGGACCUGGAUGAGACGAUCAAUAUCCUUCCAAUGAUUUGACAGGCUGAAGUGUGAACAUGUUAAAACUGUACGGCUUUUCUUAACUGUCAGUGAACGCAUCGUCGAGUCCAACCCCAAGAAAUUCAAUCUGGACACCGCUGAGCUGAUGAAGAGGAAAGCCUUCAUCAGCAGCACCAGACAGACUGUAAAGGUACACCUCAAUCAUCUUUAAUUAAAAAAAGCUUCAAUAAAAACUCACCUGUUUGUUUUCUCAAUAAUCAAUAUCAUCACAGGGUUCUAAUUGGCUGAUCUGAUUUCAAGUGUUCUGAUUGGCUGUUUCAGGAAAUGAAGGAACAGAUGACGAGUCCUGCUGGUGCAGACAGAAAGGCCAAACAGGUAAAACACAAACCUGAUGGACACAAACUCUCUUAAGAACUCAAACACAGAGUGACCAACCAAAGACGUCCAACACUUUGAGGAUUUGAUCAGCUGAUCUGAUUUCAAGGACGACUUUUGAAUCACAACCAAAAACCGAAAAUCUUUCCAGACACACAGACCCACUUAAACACGAACCCCCUUCAUGGAUCUAGAUAUUCCUCCAGUUCAUUAAUUCAGUCAAUUAAUUCUGAAUAACUGAUGAAUCCUGAGAGGUUCAGAGCCCCAGGAGGUUUAAGUCGUGUGUCCUUAAAGUAGUCUUAAAGGACUGUAGGGUCGCCGUGUGGAUUUACAAAAGUAAAUGUCUGCAUGUUGAUGUGUUUGACAUUCAGGCUCUGCUCGGUGAACGUGGUGCUCAGGGUCCAAUCUGGCAGCCCGCGCCAGAUAGAUUCAGCCGACUGGACCAGCAGCUGCAGAACGCCAACUCCCAGUUUAUAGAGGAGCAGCAGGUGCAGCAGCAGGUACGAACACAGCUGCCCAGGAAACAGUCAGACACAGAGCUGAAGAUCUUGAAAAUGAGGUUCAUAAAUACUCAGAUGAUUUUGUUUCUGUUUCGUGACGUAUGAGUGAGUUUUACGUUAAAUAAUAUAACAAUUUUCAGAACCUCAAUCCCAAAAUAAGUUCAUUUCGAUGGCUCUUAAAUCAUUGAAGUCUGUAUUUAGUUUAAAAUCGUGUACAGACAACAUGUGACAUACAAGAGAGUCAGAGAGUUUUGUUGGUUUAUAAAAAGAAGCGACGUGUUUCUUAAAAGAAGUUUGAGGAACAACCAAACACCGAGCAGUCCAAAUCCAGCACCCCUGAUGGUCUGGGGAUCCUCAGAGUCCUUAUCAUCUGUGAAGGCUCCAUUAAAGGGAUAUUACGGCAAGAAAUUUAAACAGCACCUAACUUCAUCAACAGGACAUAUAGGGUCACAGACAUAGUACUAGACACCAAACAUCUUUUUAACUUUGACUCAUUUCUUUAGCAAAGACACUAAACACAACUCACCUACUCUCUUCCAGCAGACGCUUGUUUGUAGAGAGACCUCAGGUCAGUCCAUUAUGGACUACAGCGGGGUGACGCAGCUCAAGGAAGAACAUUUAUGAUCAUUUCUUUAUCAUUUCCUGACGCGGUAGUUCUUCUGUCUUAGCGUCUCGGUCUGAUUGUAUUUCCAUGAAGUAAUGAUCUUAAGUGGGACAUUUAGCUUUCAGACUCCAGAACCUGGUCUGCCGGGUUCACUAGGGUCUACAGAGGGGUUAGAGGGAGAAGAGCUGAGGACACACGAUGAAGAGAAACAUGAACCUGGAAUUACUUUAUGUACUGGCAUCAAAUUAAAAUUGAGCAGAUAUUUUUUGAAAACAAUAAAAAGUUCCAGUUUCAACAUCUGAUACGUCGUCUUUGCACUUUUUUAACCAGAUAGUUAAAUUUGAAUGAUUUGUAAACAACUAAAUUCAGUUUUUAUGGUCAUUUACCCUGUAAAUACGUCUGUAUUUGUGUGUAUUCAGUAAACGUGUGUAUUCUCGUAGCUUAUGGCGGAGCAGCAGGAUGAACAGCUGGAGCUCGUGUCGGGGACAAUCGGAGUCCUGAAGAACAUGUCGGAGAGGAUCGGCAUGGAGUUAGACGAACAAUCAGUGUAAGAGCUUUAAGAAAUUUAGCGACAAUUUCAGAACAUUCUUAUGGUCAUGAUUUUACAGAGAGGACGCUUUAAACUUAAAAGUCUUCUGGAAAAGACAAACAAACACAAGUACAGGUUUGAGUGUGAGCAGAAUAUGUCUGAGGUGUGAACAGGAUAAUUCAGAGUGUAAACAGGAUAUCUGUAGAUCUGAACAGCAUAACUCUGGGAGUGAACAGGAUGUUUGUUGGAUUAUCUGACUGCGUCAUGAGGAGGUUUUGGAGUAUAAACAGAUAUUUGAGGUUUCUCUGUUUUUUGUCCUGCAGGAUGUUGGACGACUUCACUCAUGAGGUUGAUAACACUCAGACCAGACUGGACAACGUCAUGAAGAAACUUGCUAAAGUGUCUCACAUGACAAGUGGUAAUCUACCUGGCAACAGACGAUGUUAUUAUAAAAUAAAGAACUGUGAAGUACAUGAAUGUGUCAUCAGUUAACACGGAGAGUUUUACCUUUGUCGUCACUUCACGAUCUUUUCUAUUUUACAGACCGGCGGCAGUGGUGUGCUAUCGGCGUGUUGCUCGCCAUCCUCUUUGUGGUCAUCCUCCUCUUCUUCAUCCUCUGAUGGAAGACCGCCCUCCCCAUACACACAUCUCAUCUUAUCGCCGUCUCUGCUGAACUUUACUCUACUCGACUUAACCAGACUCCACUCUCGUCUCACGUGGACCCUCCUGUUCUUUAACGGACUCUGAAAUCACUGACAGACUUCUCUGUGUGUUCAGGACACUGCAGGACUGUCCGACUGAAAAGGCACUUUUGUUUUUUUGUUGAAUCAUGGCAGAGGUCGAAGGUCAAUCCAGGUGGUAAAUGUUUGUGUUUUAUUGCUUGAAAAUAAUUUUUUAAGAUGUUUAAUUUAAAGGGCUGAAAAAAAACAUCUCCACUCCGGUUGAGCUCGAAUUAACUCCUUAAAAAAUAAGUGUUAAACUCCAAUUAAAACAAAGAUACACCCAAGUUAAAGUUUAGUUAAACUCCAGCUUAAGUUUGGUGAAACUCCAGAAAAACUCCAUUUAAACUCCAGUUAUAGUUUGGUUAAACUCUAGUUGAAGUUAAGUUCAACUCCAGUUAAAGUUUGGUUAAACUCCAGUUAAAAAAAAGUUACACCAAAGUUAGUUAAACUCCAGCUAAAGUUUAGCUCAACUCCAGUUAAAGUUUGGUUAAACUCCUUUUACACUCCAGUAAAACUCCAGUUAAAGUUUAGUUAAACUCUAGUUAAAGUUAAGUUCAACCUCAGUUGAAGUUUAGUUAAACUCUAGUUGAAGUUAAGUUCAACUUCAGUUAAAGUUGGUUUAAACUCCAGCUGAAGUUUAGCUCAACUCCAGUUAAAGUUUGGUUAAACUCCUUUUACACUCCAGUUAAAGUUUAAUUAAACUCUAGUUGAAGUUUAGUUAAACUCUAGUUAAAGUUAAGCUUAACUUGAAUCAAAGUUUGGUUAAACUCCAGUUUCAGUUUUAUUAAAGUCAAGUUAAAGCAUAGUUCAACCUUAGUUUUAGUUAAGUUAAACUCUAGUUAAAGUAAAAGUAAAAUCUAGUUAGUUUAGUUAACUACAUUUACUCUCCAGUUCAAGUUUAAUUAAACUCUAGUUAAAGCUUAGUUCAACUUCAGUUAUAGUUUAGUUAAACUCUAGUUGAAGUUUAGUUAAACUCCAGUAAAAUUCAGUUAAACUCCUUUCAAACUGCUCAAAAUUAAGUUUGACUUGAGAGUGACUGAAUAAAAAUCUCCAGUCUCUAACCCUCCACUUCACCAUUAAACAACAUCUAAACCUCUGAGUAAGCCCAGCUUUACUCCAAACAUCACUGACCAGUUAAAAACAGUUAAAAACAGUUAAAACCACUAAAACGGAAUAAAAACCUCUAACUUGAUGUAGCUAGAUGAACCACUUAAACCAGUUUACUUUCUGUCUGUAACACCAGUGUAUCCUCUUAACUCCAGAUGUAACUUGCUCUAACUCUAAAGCUGUUCAGUGUUCAGUUGGAGUUUGUGUUAAAAUGAUCUAAAAACACUAUGUAAAAAAAAAAGAAAAACACUAAGACUUCCUGUUUACAGUUUUAUUUUAUUUGAAGUGACUGAAUUCUUGUUUUAUUUUCCUCUCAGUUUGUUUAUCGUACUCGACUGUGUCCUUUAUUUUACUACUAGAUCACUUUAUUGAUCGUUGAUUUUUCUACUGUUGACUAUUGAACAGUUUGAACCUUAGAUAUCCUCUUGCUGCUUCACAAUAAAAGCCUUUUCUCACCGAAUGUAAUGGCUUUUAUUGUGAAGCUUCAGCAGGAAAUUAGGUGGCAGAUGAGCUGGAGACGAAGAAGCCGAUCACGCCGUCCCGUCAUCAGUGGUACUCACUGUAGAAAAAAUCUACAGGUGUCUGCAGGGGCUGAAGUGUUGCAUAUUUCCUGUUUUGGUUUUUCAAAAUAAAACCACAAAGGUCAGAUCUAAAAUAGAUUUUAAAAAAGGUUAAAACAGAUCUGUUUUAGUCUGUGUUUAUGAAGUGUUUCAUGACCAUGAGAGUUUUUUUGUUUUUCUUUUACUGAUGGUUGGUUUUGUGUUUUAAUUUGAAAUAAUUCUGAGUCACUGUUUUAGAAAACAAUAAUGGAGCCCUUCAAUAAUAAUUUUGUUAAAGCUAAUAAUGAAAAUGGUCAAAAUAAUAAUGAUAAAAAUAACAACCUGUCAGUAUUUUUGCCUCAUUUUGAUCCAAAACAGACCGAUGACUGAAGUUCAAAUGUCUUAUUGAAAAUUCUGUUUGACUGAAUUUAAUGUCUGAAGGUGAAUUUUUAUUUCAACACACAGGUUUAGAGAAAAGAAAGACUGACUGUUGCUGUGAGAAUGUUGUCUGUCUGUGGACAUGAGGAGUGAAAAUCACAGAAAUAAUACUGUGGCGUAAAAACAUGAUGAUCAUUUUAUUUGUGGAGAUAAUCAUGUGGACUCAUUUAUGCAAACUGCAGGUGAAA